Molecule: messenger RNA, 672 nt
Organism: Drosophila miranda
Lineage: Eukaryota; Metazoa; Arthropoda; Insecta; Diptera; Drosophilidae
Exons: 2
Coding region: 54-395 (113 amino acids)
Source: RefSeq, a predicted model, not a curated record
UUCGAUUUAAUUCCCGAACUUCUCGCAGCGACUCGCGGCAUGGUCCCUCUUAUAUGGCUGAAGCCCAUGACGUGAUUGCCAAUUCAGCUUACACCUGUACCGAGGAUGGCACUGACAUCUAUGACAUAAACGGAUUUCGCAUCACCCAGGCAGCCGAUGGCCUGGUGAAGGUCACUCGUGUGGACAACAAGUGCUUGAUUCGCACCAGUCCCGGCAAUGGAUCGUCCACUUUGACCACACCUGGCAUCUAUUGCACUGCCUCUCUGGGCAAGACCUCGCAUCUGUUUGUUCGUCGCAAUGAGAAGCGCAUGCACUUCGAUGGAUCCUGUUUCAUUGUACGCAACGCCGGACACUCCGCCGGCUUCAAUGAGAACAACCUGCUCAUUGUCUACUGAGCGGCGUUCGUAGUCCGGAGAUAGAAACGGUGCAGUGGUAGCCCAUCCCACACGCACACACUCACACAUGUCAACACAUUUCACCUGGAACACAUACAUAGACACCUACGGCAGCACACUUGAGGGACCUUGACGUGGAGAGAGGGAUUCAGUUAGGAUCCCGGAAUUUAGGAAUAUCAAAAUCAAUUUGGGAAAAAAGUUAGAAAGCAAAUAUGUUCGUACAAAAACCAGCAUCACACCACACCGCACACACACACACCUCAGCGAAGGAACUCAG